GCGAGGGAUAAUUAGGGCAACAGGAAAAAUAUGAGGCUGGAAAAAUGCUGGUUCUGUUCUUCUACAAUUUACCCGGGCCAUGGGAUUCAGUAUGUUCGUAAUGAUGCGAAGAUCUUUAGAUUUUGUCGAUCCAAAUGCCAUAAGAACUUCAAAAUGAAGAGGAAUCCCCGGAAAGUAAAAUGGACGAAGGCUUACAGACGGUUGCACGGAAAGGACAUGACACAGGAUUCGACCUUUGUUGAGAGGAAGCGGAAUAGACCUGAGAGAUACGACAGGAAUGUGACUGAGAACACUCUCAAGGCCAUCAAGAAAAUCGACAAAGUCAGAGUUGACAGAGAGGCCAGACACAUUGCUAAGAGACUGAAGCCGAAGAAGGCCCAGUUGCAGAGGGAGGCAGCAAGGGACCUGGAACGGAGCAUUUCAAUGGUCAAAGCUCCAGGAGCUCUUCUACGAGAUCCCUCACUCACCUUACCUAUCAAGGUCAAGGUUUCCCAACCGGAGACGGUGGAAAAUUGUAUGGAGGAGUGAGUUUGGCCCACCUUCACUUUUGUUCACAAUUAAAUGAGGUCCAUGUACUCGAAGAGGUAUUCAUUAAGGUUCAUAUCAGUAGAAAUGAAUCAUUCGACAUUACAACUUAUUUAAAUAGGAAUUCAUCUUGUUCGUUACUUA
This is a messenger RNA of Salvia splendens (bonfire salvia), 669 nucleotides long. Its product is annotated as probable ribosome biogenesis protein RLP24. Gene Ontology annotation, cellular component: nucleolus. The record is from RefSeq and is a predicted model, not a curated record. NCBI's taxonomy places the organism in Eukaryota, Viridiplantae, Streptophyta, Magnoliopsida, Lamiales, Lamiaceae. Bases 31 to 528 code for a protein of 165 amino acids. The transcript has a single exon. Gene Ontology annotation, molecular function: structural constituent of ribosome. Gene Ontology annotation, biological process: ribosomal large subunit biogenesis.